AUGACGACUGACGACAACGUCAAAGUCGAGGAUUACAAGUAAGUUUAGUCCGUUUUGUUAUUGGUAUCUGAUUUUAGGAACUCCCUCAAGGAAUUGACCGGCAAUCACAAGUUGAAGAUCAAUCUGCUCACCAUCCUUGCCGAUGAUUACUCGGAUUGUAGCCAACAAAUCGUCGAUUGUGUGAUUGAAUCGGCUUUUCAGGUGAGAAUUGGGGUUUAUUGAUUUUUGAGGUUUUUUUAUGAAAUACGUGGCAAUCUUGAAUAUAUUUUAUGUUUUGUUAGCGAGUAUCGGGCGUAUUAAGAAUCAGGUUAUUGUUUUAUUGGGAAAUAACAGAAUUUAAUACUUCUCUUAUAUAUUGUACUUGAUACCCAAAAUCUGCAAUGUUAAUUUUUUCUGUUUCAGGCUCCUCCUCCCCUCAAAUUGGUGCACCUGUAUCUGAUCGACUCAAUUUCGAAGAAUGUCGGCGCCAAAGGCGGUUAUGCCAUCAAGUUUUCGAACAAGAUCGCCGAUUUGUUCGUCCACGUCUUCCUUCAGGUGAUUCUCUCUCCCAGAUCUCUGUUUGUUAUCCAUUAUUUUUUGAAAAGAGAAACUCCGGUGGUUUUUAUUCAUCCUGGUCGAGGGGUCCCUUGAAGGGUACCUUGACCGGGAAUUUUGAUCAGGGUUUAGGUAUUUUUAUGGACGAAUUUGGAUGGAACAAGAUCAGAAUGGGCAUUAACAGAGCUUGGAAGACGUAAAAAAGAGAAUAUGAGAGAUAAAAGAAUUGAAUAUCGAUUGGAACUCCCAUUAAAAGAGUCUUUAAGACCAAAAAAAGAUGGAGAAUAUAAAAAAAUGAAGAGAUGUGAAUAAUAUCAUGUGAAAAGAGAUAAAAAGAAGUGAAAAUAUCGAUUAUAAUGUUACCAACUCUGUCAUCUGUCGCCCGAUCAAAUCCGAACCCGAUCUGGAUAUUAUCCAUGACCAAACAAGGACGGAAGGACUCCAGAUUACUUUGUUUUUCUCACGUUUCUGGGGAAAUACUUUUGUUUUACAUUAAACAGAGAGAUACGAUCCCGACUCGUCUCGAAUUCCAUUUCUUUACAGUAGUUUUGGUUUGAAUUUCUUGGAUUCUGAGGUUUUGGGAAAGGUGCACGGAUUUCUGGCCUUUCUCAGGAAGAAAAUUGACUGUGUGUGUAUGAUUGAGUUAAUUUUGUGGGAAGUGGGAAGAUAAACUUAUUUGUGAUGGGUGGAAGACAUUGUUUUAGAUAAAGUAGAGUUAAAUUUAUAUGAUUUUAACUUUUUUUAUGUAUUUGGUGAGAUUAUUAGAUAAAAAACUUAUUUUUCAUUAGUAUUUUGACUAAUAUCUUUUAUGAAUAGAAACUUCUUUUCUUUUUUGAGUGAUUUGUUUACUGUGGAAUCUACAGUAAAGCACCGGAUCGAGCACAACAUGGGCCCUUACUCUUACCCUCAUCUUUCCCUGCUCCUAUUCUUAGUCCCCAAGCCGAUGGAUGGAACCCCGAUCUGCAAUGGCCCAUGUUUUGUGAUCCUCGCUUCUAUAAACACUGACUUUAUUCUUGUUUUUUGAUGAAGAGAUGGUUGUUUUUCUAGGCAAAUCUCGGCGUUGCCGUUUCAGAAUUUAUUUCCCGGUAGCAGUCUAAAUUCUUCCUUGUUUGGACCCAAAUUUUAGAGAAAAUUCCCCGGAGUUCUCCUCAAAUUUUAAUGGAUAUUAUAGCUUUCCACGCAUGCUCAAAUCUCUUCUUAUCCUUAUAAUUCCAGGCCGAUGACAAGACGCGGGGCGCGAUGUACAAGCUGCGCAACACCUGGGUGAACGUCUACCCGCGGGGCAAACUCUACAUGAUCGACUUGAAGAUCCACGAGCUGGACAACAACUGGCCCGUGCACUCGUUGUCCACUUCCGGGGCUCUUUCGACCACCGCUCCUCGUCCUCCCAACCCACGACCCCCGCAAACAGCUCAAACCACGAUACAUGUGAACCCAAGGUUCAUCGAAAGAGCUCAGAAUCCCCCACAGAAACUGGUGUCUCCGCCAAAAACUGAUGUCCCGCAGACCAAGAAUGAGGCCCCAAAAACAGUGCCCAACAAUCGGUCCCAUUUCACUGAUUCUCAGUCGUCAAUGGCAUCAACCAGCUCGUCAUCAUCAACAAAGUCGGCCGAUUCCCCGUUAAAGGCGCCCGUUACGAUGGGCGCGGCAUUAAAAACACUUGGAAAGGUGGGUUUGGGGGAAGAUUUGGGUAUUGUAAAAAUAAUUUUAAUGUUUUUAUGUAAAGUAUAUUGUUUCAGAAGAAAGAAGAGCCCCAAAAGAUUGCCCCCAAAGUGGUUGAGAAGAAGGCUGUUGCGCCAAAAGUGAAGAAGAUCUCAGAUCUCGGGCCUAUCCCCAGGAAAAAGGUGGAAAUAAAGCAAGAAGUAAAGGAAGAAGUCGAUAAGACGUAAGUUUUUUUUGUCAAUUGUAAAUCCUGCUUUAGGACGGAGAAAAUCAGAAAAAUCAAAAAGGAAAUCACAAAACAGCGAAGGGAAUCGCCGACGGGAGUCCCAGAGAAGAAGAAGAAACUCCCGCCCAAGGGGAUCCCAGAAGUGAGGCAAGAGAGGGGAGAGUCGUGGAAGAUCCCCCAAAACAGUAGAUCCGAGCCGAGAAGACCCAUUCAAAACAACCAUAUCAACCGCCCUCAAGCAUCGGCCUCUCCUCCAAUCUUGGUCCCAACCGCCGCUCCAGGGUCCCAUGCUUUUAAUUUGCCCCCUCAGCCGCCAAUCUCCAGGGCCCCUCCGGCACAUUUCCCCCCGAAUCCGAACUAUGGGCCAAGACCCCCAUUCAAUGGGACCCCUCCAUUUGGAGCCCCUCAGUUCUCAGGCCCUCCUCCGCCCUUCUUCAACCCUCCAACUUCAGCCAAUUCCACUCCCAUCAGUGUUCAGUCACUACCUCCAAAUCCAGGAAACCCUAUGCCCGCACAUAUCAAGAAUGAAACACCCAGACUCCCGAAUGUCCCAGGAAACAACAGAAUAUUUGUGGAUGGAAAGGCCUACGAAGUAAGUGGAUUUAUUAAAAUUUGAGGAACUUUUUUGAACAAUUAUAUAUUGUUUUAGGUGAUAUAUCUGGAAAACGAAGCCGUAAUUGAGAGAAACGGGGUUCCCCAUCGUAUAUCGUUUUGUGGCCCAGCCCGUGACGUCAUAAUUGAUGGAGUCGCCCAUCGAAUGGCCUUUGGGGAGACGAAGGAAGUGAACAUUGAUGGUCACAUUCAUCGAUUAAGAUUCGGUGCCCCCUCCCGAGAACUGUACAUGGGGGAUUUCCCAUUUAAAGGAGCCUUCGGAGGACCUCCAAUCAUGGCCACGAUCAAUGGGAAAAGGCAUGAGAUCAGAUUGAUGGGACCCCCACCCGAAGUUAAAAUCGACCAGGACCCUUGUUACGAAUUGAUGAGACACAUGCAAAAUGCACGACAGAACGAUGGGAAAAAGGAGGAGAAGAAGGAUAUGAGCAUCACUGAACUCCUGUCCAAACUUCAGAAGUCGGGAGUUUUGAAUCAGAUCGGGGACAAGGCCAAGACUCCUCCUGCCAGCUCUCCCAUCCCGGCCUCGAGAAAGAGCCCGUCGCCAGUCUCGGAUGAACCCAUUAUUCCAAGCAAAAUGAAGUUGGAUAAAUCCGUGGAAUUAGAUGCCCCAGCAGUGUCAUUAGCUGAGUUUGGAAUCGAGCAGCUUCAAAUGUAAGUUUAUUUUAUAUGAUACAUGAUGAUUAAAAUUCUUUUGAGUUGCCGGAGAUUGAAUAAUAAUUGUACUUUAGGAGGUACAAGAGUGUCACAAGAGACCUUUCCGAAAAGAGAUCGGCUUGUCCAGAUUGUGGAAUCGAAAUCGAAAAAAUGGAUUCGCCCGAGUACAGAAGGCAUUUGGAUGGUCACCUCCAGUCCGAACUGAACGCCAAGCAAGAGAAUGCGGCAAAUGUGAGGACGCGACCGGCUUAUCAGAGCGAAGAGGUAAGAAUAUUGAAAUUUUAAUCUACAUAAUACCUAAGAGAUUAUAUUAUUUUAGGUAAAAAACGGUAAUUUUUUGAAGGAUAAUAAUUGUGACUGUUUCAGGAGUUCAUUGCCUACUCGGAGACGGAAGAAGUGAAUCAUCCCCAGAUCUCACCUGAAGCCGAAGAGAAAAUGGAGAUUGGAGAUGAAGAAGAUCAGGGAAGGGAUGUCCUAUCUAAUGAAACGGAACUCAGAGAAUGCUCCGAAUGUUGUGAACCCUUCGAGGAAUACUUUGACCACGAUUCGGAUGAAUGGCGACUACGGGAUUGCAUCAUUGUGGGCGAUAAGGUAAGAUAUUUAUACUGUAGUCAUACACUCGAUGAACUAAUUUUCGGCAAAAAAUGAGUUGCAUAUACUAAACUUAAUUUUGUUUCAGGCCUUCCAUCGAGCAUGUAAAAUGGACGUACCCACCAGCACCGUGUAA
Molecule: messenger RNA, 4415 nt
Organism: Bursaphelenchus xylophilus (pine wood nematode)
Lineage: Eukaryota; Metazoa; Nematoda; Chromadorea; Rhabditida; Aphelenchoididae
Source: the annotation of a GenBank genome assembly